Molecule: messenger RNA, 693 nt
Organism: Lichtheimia ornata
Lineage: Eukaryota; Fungi; Mucoromycota; Mucoromycetes; Mucorales; Lichtheimiaceae
Exons: 1
Coding region: 1-693 (230 amino acids)
Source: RefSeq, a predicted model, not a curated record
AUGGAUAGGUGGAUCAUCAUAAGCCCUGACAUCCCUCCCGUGUUUUAUGAUGAUAAAAAGAUGACUGCAUCUCCAUUUGCUAUGCUUGGCGAAGAAUGUCAAUUGCAUCCACCCUCCUCCACCUCUUCAUCACAUAGCCAAUACAGCAGCACGGCCUAUUCGAGAAAGGUCUGUGCACCUGGUCUUGAAUGCUUUGUACAUUCCAAUGGAUCGUCAAUAUGUGAGCGAUUAUCGACCACAACAACAACAACCCAUCAACAACAACGAAAGCAUUACAAACGUGAGGAUGGCAAUACCUUCAAGAAACCAACACAUCAUACAACAGCAUUCAACGUGGUCCAUGUCAUUGCCGCUGUGCUUGGCAUUGCAGGAGCUGCACUCGUGAGCGUCACAGCCUUUAUCAUGUGCCGUCGUCGAAGAAGAAGGCUUGCACGUGAAAAACGACACACCGCUAGCACCACCCUCAGCAACAACGACAUCCAGGAAACAUCCAUGCAUCGCUUCAAUCAGUUUGCACAAGAUUAUCACCAUGAUGCUGAGGACAACCAACUUCAAUUACCACCCAAAACCCAUCAGCAAACAACCGACAAGGAACCUCUGGUCAGUCCUUCUAUGCAACAAAUCCAUCUUCAUCGCCAACUUUUGGAGCGACAUCAACAAGCCCCUCUGCCACCACCACCUUAUUACCCAUAA